Carassius gibelio (silver crucian carp) is the source of this 3423-nucleotide messenger RNA. Its product is annotated as cyclin-dependent kinase 18. Gene Ontology annotation, biological process: protein phosphorylation. The record is from RefSeq and is a predicted model, not a curated record. Gene Ontology annotation, molecular function: protein kinase activity; ATP binding. The coding region runs from base 358 to 1755 and encodes 465 amino acids. The transcript is spliced from 16 exons. NCBI's taxonomy places the organism in Eukaryota, Metazoa, Chordata, Actinopteri, Cypriniformes, Cyprinidae. Gene Ontology annotation, cellular component: nucleus; cytoplasm.
GACACAUUUGCUUCCUGUAUGUUUUUAUUUUUUUAUUUAUUUUCUGUUAUGUUUUCCCGCAUCUUCUCCUGUCAGAAGGGUCUCUCAUGAGCAGAAGCAGGAGGGAGCGCAGAAAGAGACGCAAGAUAAACGCCUGUGCCUUUCUCUACUGCAUGUACGCAUGCAAUGCAUGCUGCAGACUAAAUAAGACACCUCCAGUGUUGGAUUAUCUGUCUGGCUGUGCGCUGACUGCCUCCAGACCUGGAGGCCACCCUCCUCCUCCUCUUUCUCCUCCCUUUCACACUGAAGGAAGAGUAGAGACGGUCUUCUGUUUGCCUCCUGCAGACUCCAACCACUCCUGACUUCUGGUCCAGCGACAUGAAUAAGAUGAAGAACUUCAAGAGGCGGUUCUCACUUUCCGUGCCACGAACAGAGACGAUAGAGGAGAACGAGUUUACAGAACAGAUAAACCAGCUCAACAUCUGCUGCAGUGACGGUGUGGUGCCCAGUAGUCUGGGUCUACACAGCCUGCAACCCAGUCCAGUGGCUCCAGACAGCCAGGCUCAAUCUCCUACACAACUGCAGUACUGCAACAAAGUCCCGCACCGCCGAUUCUCCAUGGAGGAUGUAACUAAGAGGAUGUCUCUGCCCAUGGACAUCCGUCUCCCACCAGAGUUUCUGAAGAAGUUACAGAUGGAAAACCCUCCACCGUGCAAACCACUCAGCCGCAUGUCCAGAAGAGCCUCACUGUCGGACAUUGGCUUUGGGAAACUGGAGACAUAUGUGAAGUUGGGAAAACUAGGAGAGGGCACAUACGCAACUGUAUUCAAGGGUCGCAGCAAACUCACAGAAAACCUGGUGGCCCUGAAAGAGAUUCGUCUGGAGCAUGAAGAGGGCGCCCCGUGCACGGCCAUACGGGAAGUGUCACUGCUGAAGAACCUGAAGCACGCCAACAUCGUAACGCUUCAUGACAUCAUCCAUACGGACCGAUGUCUCACCCUCGUCUUUGAGUACCUGGACAGUGACUUGAAGCAAUACCUCGACAACUGUGGAAACCUAAUGAGCAUGCACAAUGUGAAGAUAUUCACAUUCCAGCUUCUUCGUGGUUUAUCAUAUUGUCAUAAGAGGAAGAUUCUCCACCGGGACCUGAAGCCUCAGAAUCUGCUCAUUAAUGACAAGGGAGAACUCAAACUGGCAGACUUUGGUUUGGCCAGAGCAAAAUCAGUCCCAACAAAAACCUAUUCGAAUGAGGUUGUGACCUUGUGGUACCGACCUCCUGAUGUCCUGCUGGGCUCCACGGAGUACUCAACGCCGAUAGACAUGUGGGGCGUGGGCUGUAUCCUGUACGAAAUGGCCACAGGCCGUCCCAUGUUUCCUGGAUCGACUGUCAAAGAGGAACUACACCUGAUAUUUCGACUCAUGGGCACCCCAACUGAGGAGAGCUGGCCCAGAAUCACAGCUAAUGAGGAAUUCAAAUCCUACCUGUUUCCUCAGUACAGAGCACAAGCGCUCAUUAAUCAUGUGCCCAGGCUUGACACAGAGGGAAUAGACCUUCUUACGGCUCUAUUGUUGUAUGACACCAAGUGCAGGAUUUCCGCCGAGUCUGCUCUGAGACACUCUUACUUCCUGACUCUGGGCGAGAACAUCCACUCCAUACCUGACACCUCAUCUGUGUUUUCACUGAGGGAGAUCCAGCUACAGAAGGAUCCGGGACACAAGAGCUCAGUAUUCCAGCCACCAGGUCGAGGCAAAAACCGCAGACAAAGCAUAUUCUGAGGACAAGAAACAAAGCACUGUGCAUGAAAAGAUCGCCAGAACAAAACCAUUAUGAAGCAGACAGCUUUGUUUCUCCAUCUAAAACAUGCAUGCAUCCAUUCACGAACACACCAAUUUAUUAGUCUGUCCUUCAGAAAACAGAUUCAAUAGAAGUGAGUCAUCCUCAGUCAUAAAACUGGCUGGUUAAAAGUGUGGCCGAGGCUCAAUCCAAUCUCUCUUGCAGUCUCAUUUAAGCCUAAAAACCACACUGAUCCUAAAGCUCAAAUCUUUAAAAACAUUUACCCCUGGUUUCACAGACAAGGCCUUAGCCUUGAAACAUGCACUGACAUAUUUUUGUCUCAAGAUGCAGUAAUGCUUCUCUCUCUCUCUCUCUCUCUCUCUCUCUAUUUAGAUUAUAAAAUAUACCUAAAUGUCCUAAUUGAAUUACAGCCUAAACCUGGCUUAGUCUAAGCCCUGACUGUGAAACCAGGCCUUACAAGUAGUAUUUUCAGAUGUUCAUGGUAUUUUUCAUUUGUGCGUAUGUGAAUGUGCGAGAAACAUGGUAGCUAAUUAUUUUCCCAUGGAGUGAAAUUUCUUUAAUUUCUGUUUGAAGUUUGACUAGUUUUGCAUUAUGUGUUUGACGAGUCAUUGCACCAGCUCAUAUUGCAGUUUUUUUUACAAGCGUUCAUUCGAUAUUUCAAUAUCGAGAGGGGUUGACACAUAAAAACUGUAAGUUGUCAUAAUUAUUUGAGCCAUUGCAUAGAGAAUACUUGAAUUCUGUCAUGAUACCAUUGAUCUUUGGCUACUAAAGGUGCUGCAAGUGAUUUUAGCUAACAAAAUUAGACCGCCUGCUUCCUUUCUUCUAAAUCCUGUCCUGUCCACAAAAUGACUGACAGCCAAAGAGUCUUUCUGAUUGGCAAAAAAAAAAAAAAAAAAAACUGUGGUACUCACUUACAGUAUCUUUGACGAGUUAUUAAUUUACACAAUGAUCAAGAGGUGCCUUUUGCAGACCGGAAGAGAUGAUGGGGUCAACUAUCUUGGUCCUUUCAAGUAAUUGCACGUGCAGAUAUUCGUUUUGCCAUUUAAGCUAAUUGCUACUCCGUAUUUGCACAUGACAUCCAAGUGUCCUGGACCUGAAACCUAAUUAUUGUUCACCUUCUCCUAUUGUAUCUUGUAGUUCAAAGAUAAAAGCAUGAGAUUCUUUAUUGUAAAUGGCACUGAGCACAAGCUCGUUUUACUGUGGACAGAAAGCUUAAUCAUUUAAAGGCCCCCGGGGAACAGAAAAAUGAAGAAUGACUGACAAAGAAGAAAAUAUAUUGACUUAAAAUGAUUUAGUUUACCAUUACUGAAGAAGCGGCACUAAUUUAUGUUUUGUGGCAAAUGAAAAUAUUUUAAAUACUCUAUUGAAAAUAAUUAAUAUAUAAAUAUAUGUAUUUUGAAAAGUCUUUUCUUUAUUCUCAGUGAACUAUUGCCAGAAGAAAAAAAAAACUGUUGUAUUAAAAUAUCUUAGAUCAUGUCUAAAUGUUUUAUAAAAGAUUUAGAUUUUUGUAUGAAAUGUAAUAUUAAAUAUUUUGUGUGAUUUGUUCUAUUCUAUUAUGAUAUUCUGAAGCUGAAUGUAUUGUGACUACGAAAAUGCCAAAAAUAAUGAAAUAAUCAAUUAAAUAAAUGCUGACGUUGAGUUGAACCAUG